AUGUCAAGGCCUCAAGAAAGAGAGAAUAAUCAUUCUCCUACAACUUCACCUAACAGCAAUGGCAGCAGUAGCAACAGCAACGGAUCACUGCAAGUCCCUACCCCACCCCUCACCCCUAAUCCUACCAACAGAUCUGAGACUAAUCCUUACCCUACAACUUUUGUCCAAGCUGACACCUCCACCUUCAAACAGGUGGUGCAAAUGCUCACUGGAUCCUCUGAAACAGCCCAAAAAGCCUCCAAAUCCGAUCCACCACCGCCUCCUUCCGCCGCAAAAGGAGGCGGCACGAGGAUACCACCCAUCAAGAGCACUGGUCAGAAGAAACAGGGAUUUAAGCUUUAUGAACGAAGGAAUAGUCUCAAGAAUGGUCUUAUGAUCAACACUUUGAUACCUAGUCUAGCUCAGAAUUCCAACUUUUCGCCACGAGAGGCUGAGAUCUUGUCACCGAGUAUUCUUGAUUUUCAUUCGCUGGUUCUUGGCCCGGUGACUCCUUUGAAUGCAGACACGCUGAGCAAAUCAUCAUCUUCAAUGGGGAAUGCUUCUGAAGAGGAGAAAGCAAUUGCUGAAAAGAAAUUUUAUUUGCAUCCAUCUCCUACAACAUCAACACCUAGAGAUUCUCAGCCGCAACUUCUGCCACUUUUUCCGGUGACUUCUCCCCGUGUUUCGGGCUCUUCUUCUUGA
Molecule: messenger RNA, 681 nt
Organism: Fraxinus pennsylvanica
Lineage: Eukaryota; Viridiplantae; Streptophyta; Magnoliopsida; Lamiales; Oleaceae
Source: the annotation of a GenBank genome assembly